AUGGCUUAUGUGGCACGCCGUCUCUUCACAACCACCACAUGCCGGCGAGCUUCUGGCGCAGAAGCAAGCGCAGAGAUCUUCGAGCGAUUUGGCAAUGGAAAGCCAGUUUCGAUCAGGAAGCAGGUCCUCGACGCGAAUCAACUUCAAUUGCUGAGCAUUACACUGGACCGCACACCAUCGUCAAACAACCCACCGCCGGAGGGUACCCCUGUUCCUCCUGGAUACCAUCUCGUCUACUUCACGCCGAGCAUCAUCGAAUCUGAACUUGGCCUCGAUGGCACAGACCGCACCGUCAACCCCCUCGCGCCAUACACACGACGCAUGUGGGCUGGUGGUGAAUUAACAUGGGCGCAAGACCCCAAUGCGUUGCUGAGAGUGGGUCAGGAGGUACGCGAAACCACCAAACUACUGUCUGCAGAACCAAAGAAGCUCAAGAACGGCGGAGAAAUGCUGGUCGUUGGCGUGAAGAAGACCUUUGAGAACGACCAAGGCAUCGCACUCGUAGACAAGAGGAACUGGAUAUUCCAGAAGGAGGUCACGCCAGAAAUCCCAUUGACGCCCCCACCAAAGCCGGGAGAAAAGUCCAUGCCGUCAGGAGAGCACACGAGAGACUUCUGUCAAUCAGAUGUGACUUUGUUCAGGUUCUCAGCGUUGACUUUUAACGGACACAAGAUCCAUUUCUCGCCAGAGUGGUGCAGGCAAGUUGAAGGGCACAGGAACUGCGUGGUGCAUGGCCCCCUCAAUCUGAUCAACAUCCUCGAUUUCUGGAGAGACACAGCAAAGGGCGGAAACUCGGAGGCAGCACCGAAGUCGAUCGCAUAUCGUGCAAUGUCGCCGUUGUACAUGGGGGAGCCCUACCGGAUACUGCUUGGACAGGGUGGUGCAAGUGGGCAAAGCAGUGGGAGCGGCGAAUGGAAUGCAGACAUCUGGGAUAGCUACGGGAAGCAGAGCAUGAAGGGAACGAUCAAGGCACAAUGUGAAUAUGUCACUAGCUUAGCUGCAGUGUUCAUCGCAGCGAUGGUGGGGACUGACGGUGCGGCACUCCCACUGGUAGCGGCAGGGUACAUCAACAUCAGUUUCAGAUACACAGGACUGUGGCACCGUCUGUGCGGGUAUGCCGUUGAUCGACAAGUUGGGGAGCGUGGGGUCGCACUCGGCCUCAUAGAGGUACUGGACAAGGAGCCUGACCAUAGAAGGAUCGUUGUCUGA
Molecule: messenger RNA, 1209 nt
Organism: Macroventuria anomochaeta
Lineage: Eukaryota; Fungi; Ascomycota; Dothideomycetes; Pleosporales; Didymellaceae
Exons: 3
Coding region: 1-1209 (402 amino acids)
Cellular component (GO): mitochondrion
Molecular function (GO): (3R)-hydroxyacyl-[acyl-carrier-protein] dehydratase activity
Source: RefSeq, a predicted model, not a curated record